This is a messenger RNA of Opisthorchis viverrini, 627 nucleotides long. RefSeq lists its product as hypothetical. NCBI's taxonomy places the organism in Eukaryota, Metazoa, Platyhelminthes, Trematoda, Opisthorchiida, Opisthorchiidae. The annotation marks the transcript as partial. Gene Ontology annotation, cellular component: cytoplasm. The record is from RefSeq and is a predicted model, not a curated record. Gene Ontology annotation, biological process: regulation of apoptotic process. The transcript has a single exon.
AUGGCAAGCAAAGCGAAACCUGAUGAGAGUUCUGAAGGCAACAGUGAUGAUCCCGUGGAACAUUUCAAUGUGCGCGCGAUCGCAUUGAGAAUGCAAAGUCAAAUGGUUGGGAACGUGCCUAGUGGUAUACUGCGACUAUUUCUCGACGAGGCUUCAGUGCGCUUGUUUAACAACAUUUGUAAACUUCUACGAUUGUACACUGGGUCCAACAAGAUCGCUGUUGCAUAUACAAAGCGAAUUGUGAAAAUGAACAUCCGACUGACGGCCUUCUCGACGGCCGAUGUGCUGAAUGACGAGGAAGACGACAUGGCCUGUGAUUUCCACGAUCGUUGUCACUUGGCGGCAGAAAUUCUGCUCCGAUUAGGCAGACCCAAGCGACGUCUGUUGCCUGGAGUGACACCUACCAUAGAUAAGCUGGUCGAUGCCAUUCAGAGUGCAAAAUCUCUUGCACUAGGAAUCACCGAAAGACAUCUUAAGCAAACAACUCGCGACAAAUUUCGCGAAGCGGUUGAUUUCUUCGUGAACCCACAGUUUUUCACCACAGUUUUCAGUGAACAGGAAUGUUAUAAAGGAUUACUGGAAGAUAUUUACGAUUCGAUUGAAGAUUUAAUUGAUCGUGGACUAUUU